This is a messenger RNA of Pomacea canaliculata, 1371 nucleotides long. RefSeq names its product coiled-coil domain-containing protein 43-like. Lineage: Eukaryota; Metazoa; Mollusca; Gastropoda; Architaenioglossa; Ampullariidae. The transcript is spliced from 6 exons. Bases 25 to 702 code for a protein of 225 amino acids. The record is from RefSeq and is a predicted model, not a curated record.
UUAUUUUAUACUGACUUCCUUAAAAUGGCGACCUCCAUGGAAUCGUUCGAUAUUUGGCUGACAGAAAAAUUAACGUCUCUCAGCCCUGAUUUUGACACUGAUGUAUUUGUGUCGUAUAUUGUAAGCAUACUAGACACGGAGACACCCACAGAGGAGACAGCUGAAAAUAUAAAAGAGAUUCUUGCUCAAGUUUUGGAUGAGUCUCAAUGCAAAGGAGCCUGCCAGGAAAUAAUCGAUCAAUGGAUAAAAGAGAAGGGUGCAAAGGACAUGCGAAAGAAAAAUGAGAAAGAUAUAGGAGAAAAGCUUGCAGAGCUCAUGGGAAAACAGAGCCUGGCAACAGUUAAAGGGAAGAAACUAACAGAUGAAGAAAGAGCCCGCAAAGAGGCUAUUUUAGCACAAUACAGUCAAGUGUCAGAUGGAGAAGCAACCGAUGAAGAGCCUGACGACCCAGGAGGAGCGUCAAGCCAAACCAGCAGCGGAGGUCACAAGGGUAAAGGUGAACCAGGUGAUCCUUUGCUUACUCGGAAUCUCAACUCAGCACUUGUGAUGCAGGCGGAGCGGGACCAGCGGGAGAAGUCGAAACAGGAGCACGAGAAGAAGAAAGAGAAGGACCGACAGGACCGCGAUGCCCAGCGUCAGAAGCAGCAGGAGCGCAAGGAGGCGGAAAAGAAGAGGACACAGAAAGGGGAGCGCCGCAGAUAGCGUCAGCACCCGUUCCUAGCUCUCUUUUGUACACCUGGACAGCAGAUGUGAUGACGGCGACAGUGACCGCGAUAGCGACGAGGACUGUUGUGACGAUGGUGACGAUGAUAGUGACAACUAACAUACUUUUAUCCAGUUUCGCUGUAAAAGACUUUUUACAAAAUGUGUAAUGGUUUCGGACCCCUUUUUAAAAUUUUUAAAGCACUUUGCAACCUCUGGCUUAAAUGGUUCAGAACAGCAUCAACUCAGAAUAUUUCAGCGCGCUUUGAUUGGUUUGUUUUUCUUUCCCUAUGAUAAAACAAACGAAGCUCGCCUGCAAAGUGGAGUGCAUGCCAGCUGAGACCUAUUUAGUACGCAUGACAAAGAUGGUCUCAUAGAAACUAGUUCGAGGGCUCCUGGGGAUUUGGGCGUUUCGGUGUAGAAAGCGAUUUGUCUGUCAUCGCUGAUAAUGGGAAGAAUUUUUAAAAUCUUAAAAAUCGUUUGUUUUUGAAAGAUGCCUAACUAGGUUGUUAUGUAACUGAUCGCUGCCUACUCCCUGAUCUUUGAGUGUUGAGUUUUGGUUAUACUGUGUUAACGGUCGCAGUAUUGUGUAUGCGCUUAUUAUGGGUGUUCUGCAAUGAAGAUUUUGACUUUGGUAUUGAUGAAAUAAAAUCGGAUGUACAUUUAAAA